AUGCAACUCGCCCUUCAAAAGGUCCAUCACAUCGGAGCGACAUCGCAACUGAGAAUUGUGGGAGACGCCCUGCCUUUUAACAACUAUCCGAGAGAAGCGCGCGGGAAGCAGCUGCUGCUGGUGGACCGAGCCACCCGGAUGUCCAAGGAAGCCCUGAGCGACCUGAAAUCUCGCGAGGGACCCAAGAUUCCGGACUUCGACAAGCGUGUUGGCGAAGUGCAGCAGCACAUGGAAGCCCUACAGACGGUGAGGAAUGAAGUCGAAAAGGCCGGACGCCCCAGCGCAGAGCAGGCCGCAUGCAUAUGGGCCGUCAUCUCCGCCGACUCCCGCGUUUCCAACGCGACAUACGGCUCGGGGCACGUGUAUCGGUGCCCCAACGGCCACGUGUACAUCAUCGGCGAGUGUGGGAGGGCGUGGGAGGAGGCUCGGUGCGCCGAAUGCGGCGCCACCAUCGGAGGGCGGAAUCACAAGCUGGCCUCAGGGAACGCUGCGGCCGACGACAUGUUUGAGGAAGUGAGGGACCUGGCCAUGGGUAGAACAAAGGCCUCAGACGCCCCUGGUGAUAUCUCCACCGAUGUCAGCGCGGUAGAGUAG
Messenger RNA from Ostreobium quekettii, 594 nucleotides. The record is from the annotation of a GenBank genome assembly. Lineage: Eukaryota; Viridiplantae; Chlorophyta; Ulvophyceae; Bryopsidales; Ostreobiaceae.